GAAUACUAUUUUAGAUUAAUUUGUGAACCCUUAUGAAAGGAAAGCAAUGGAAAUAAUAUUUUUAAAUAAAAAGUAUGUAAGCUUGAUGACAGAUACAGAUGAAGAAGAGGAUUAGAUAGUUGAGCCAAUAAUAAUACAAAAUUAAAAUACUACUUUGAGGACAAGAAGCAAUUUAAAUAAUAAUGUAUAAAAAGAGUAUAUGAAGUUUGAAAUUAGAAACAAAUAUAUCAGUAAGCAUCCAAGAAGAAAUAGGAUGCAUAGAAAAUAUUUGAUAUAUAAGAAAAAUUAAUUGAAAGAAAUAUAGAAAGAAAAAGAGAACAAAAAUAUUAAUAACAUAAUACCAAUAUAAAUAGAAUCAAGACAAAUGUUAUCAAUGUAAUAAUUAGAUCAAACACCAUCAAAAAUUUAUAAGUAAAUAGGAAUUAAUUUUUAUUUAGUGAUGAUUAUUAUUAAACACCAGCAGCAUUUAAUAGAAUACAAAGAUUAGUAAUGAGCAGUUCAAAAUUUAGUUAAUUUAAAUGUUAAAUCUAAGUAAUAUUAAAUAAUUAUAAAAGAAUGACACAUUCAAUAAUUAAUUAUAAGAAGAUGUUAAACAAAAUUUAUUUUUAUGA
Paramecium sonneborni is the source of this 611-nucleotide messenger RNA. The record is from the annotation of a GenBank genome assembly. NCBI's taxonomy places the organism in Eukaryota, Ciliophora, Oligohymenophorea, Peniculida, Parameciidae.